Nothoprocta perdicaria is the source of this 2163-nucleotide messenger RNA. RefSeq names its product sarcoglycan gamma (gene SGCG). The transcript has 9 exons. Gene Ontology annotation, cellular component: sarcoglycan complex; sarcolemma. Gene Ontology annotation, biological process: heart contraction; cardiac muscle tissue development. Bases 221 to 1096 code for a protein of 291 amino acids. The record is from RefSeq and is a predicted model, not a curated record. Lineage: Eukaryota; Metazoa; Chordata; Aves; Tinamiformes; Tinamidae.
ACAGCUACCUUCAGAUGAUACAGGACUCACUGACAAUCACUCUCGCACCAGUUCUACUUCAUGAGCACUUCAGAAGAUACUAACUGAGUGAUAUUUGGCCAGGCCUAAAAUAUCUUCCACUCCAGAUUUGAAAGUAGUGGAAAAGUUAGACAAUUCUCUCUUGGGAAGARACUGCUUGUAGUUAAUUCAGAAGUCCACAUUGUUUCAGAUCUCUAAGCAGAUGGUACGUGAACAAUACACAACAACAACACCAGGCACUUGCCUAGAGAGGCCAAAGAACGAAUAUGUCUACAAAAUUGGCAUUUAUGGCUGGAGAAAGCGUUGCCUCUACCUGUUUGUUCUCCUCCUGCUGAUCAUCCUAGUUGUGAAUUUUUCUUUGACAAUUUGGAUUCUUAAAGUGAUGUGGUUUUCUCCAACAGGCAUGGGACAUCUCCGUGUUACAAAAGAAGGUCUUCGUCUAGAAGGGGAGUCAGAAUUCUUAUUCCCUCUUUAUGCCAAAGAAAUUCAUUCUCGAGUGGACUCAUCGCUGCUUCUCCAGUCUACUCACAAUGUGACUGUGAAUGCUCGCAAUUCAAAUGGGGAGGUCACAGGCAGAUUAAAUGUGGGUCCUAAAAUGGUAGAAUUUCAUGGUCAGCAAUUUCAGAUCAACUCCAAGGAUGGCAAGCCACUUUUUACUGUGGAUGAAAAUGAGGUUGUAAUUGGCACAGAUAAACUUCGAGUCACGGGGCCCGAAGGAGCACUUUUUGAACACUCUGUAGAAACACCGCUUGUGAAGGCAGAGGCUUUUAAACAGCUUAGAUUGGAAUCGCCGACUCGGUCUUUGAGCAUGGACGCACCAAGAGGAAUUAAUAUCAAAGCACAAGCUGGGAAUAUUGAAGCUCUUUCCCAGAUGGAUAUCAAGCUGCACAGCAGUGACGGCGUGCUUUUGCUGGAUGCUGAAACYGUGCGAUUGCCCAAGUUGCCGGAGGGAACAAGAGGGGGAUCGGGUAUUUCUCAGGGGCUCUACGAGAUCUGCGUGUGCCCGGAUGGAAAGCUCUACCUGUCAGUGGCUGGCGUGGGCUCCACGUGCCAGGAGUACAGCCGCGUCUGCCAAUAAAGCACCAGAAAAUGCCACAUAUUCCCUUGCUAUUYGGAGUUUUGUAUUACUACUAACAGCGCGUUACUGAAAGCAGAAAUUUGAAAAAGAAAGCACUUCAGGAAAUGAAUCUGUACCUAGAAACCUGGACUGCAGGCUGGAAGGAGCAGAAGAGCACAAAUGCCAUCUUAGCUUCAGAAGAAAGACUCAGAUUAAAUGAAAUUUUCCCCAGUACCAUUUGAAAUCAGCCAUACGGAGAGCCCUGAGAAAAAAUAACAGGAAURUUUCCAACUCUGAGCUAUUAUUCAGUCAAAUGAUUAGGUCAUUGUUAAUAUUUUUGAGCCUCAUUGUGUUUUUCUCUCACUAAAUGUAAGCACUUGCUGCAUUAUUGGGUGAGAUUCACUUGAAGGGAUUACUUGAACUAUUUCAGAAGACAAAGUGUUAUUUGGGGAACUCAGAAAGUGCCAGGAAAUGGUCUAUGCAAUUUUGUUCUUGCAAUAACAUAAAAUAUGAAAGAAAAUGUGUGUGUAUGAGUUCUGCGCAAAAUGGGUUCAUUUGUUGAUAGCUUUUUAUUUUAACUUGAUUUGCUCAUUACGGAGAGCCACAUAAACAACAAACUAUCAGAAAAAGCUCCAGAAGUUACACAUUUAUACCUUCCUGUGUUUUCAAAGCUGUUAAUUGUACAAAAGAGAAUUGUUAGUAUAUUUUAUAAUAGCAAUAGUUCAUUGUACUGCCUGUACCAUCAUACUCAUUUAAACCCUUUUAUAUUUUAGGACAUGCUUAUCUAACAAGGYUAUUUGCUCUGCCAGCUGGACUAAUGAAAAGCAAACAAAAUCUUUAAUGCAGCUCGAAACUGCUUGGGCUCUGAGAGAGAAAAAAAAUCCUUUUUUUUGUUGUUGUUGCCKGCAGGAUUUGGUUAAGAGGACUGUGUCCAUCUGCAACUGUUGACUGAUAUUUCUGAUCGAAGUGGGACCCCAUCCCAAAUGGAGACUGUCAAACUAUUAUUUUUUACGUUAGGACUUUGGAUAUAGAGUAAAUGCUCACCAGAGUUGCCAAACCAUUUAUUGACUUUGUAGAGGAAUACAACU